Molecule: messenger RNA, 3897 nt
Organism: Paramecium tetraurelia
Lineage: Eukaryota; Ciliophora; Oligohymenophorea; Peniculida; Parameciidae
Exons: 5
Biological process (GO): protein phosphorylation
Molecular function (GO): ATP binding; protein kinase activity
Source: RefSeq, a predicted model, not a curated record
AUGCUAUUUAUGUAAUAUUAUAAUUCUAUUGCAUCUGAUUUGGUAAUAUAAAAAGAAAUUCAUAAAACCACAGUAUUACCAUUAAUAUAAGAGGACUAGAUUCACAAUAUUGAUGAUUUAGAAAUCACCUUAAAAAUUGAAUGUGGUUAAUACUUAAUUGGAUUGGAAAACAAUUAUCUAAAUAAAUGUGAUCAAUAUGAUUUGAUGGUUGAAAUCAAAUUGAAGAAUGGUUUCUGGAAGUGCUACAAGCAACCAGAGAUAAGAUUGAAUUAAAGUUUAUUUAUAUUUUUAAUAAUGAAAAACAAAUGUAUUCAAACAGAUAUCAGUUAUUUUAGAUGCAAAACUGAUUAAACGUAAACAAUUGAUCAUGAUUUCGAAUAAGCAUCACUAUAGUAGAGCUAUCCUAGAAUGAUUUCGAUUAAAGAAUAAUUUUUGCAAUUGCAAGACAUUUACCCUUAUGAUAUUCAUUUGAAUUAUGAAAAAGAGGAUUCAAUAUAAUUUCAAUUACAAUUAAAGAGCUUUUUGGAUGAGCAAUCUACAUCUUAAAUUGUGCUUUUGAUCAAAGGUCCUGCAUUUUCAAUUGAUGUAUUAUUUAAUUCAACAUUUUUGCAAGAUGAGAAAUAAGAAAUACUAAAUUUGGUUUCUGAGUGCUCAAAUUAGAAUCUAUUGGAAACAAUAAUCUAAUUAGAAACCAAGUUAACUGAAAUGGAUAAAGAAUUUAUAAAAAGAAGAGCAGUAAACUAAUUUAAAUUUGUAAACAAUUAUUAAUAAGUGGAAUAAUACAAUGAACUUUAGAUUACAAGAGGUAUAUCAAACGUAUUCGGAAGUGUAAGUGAAGAAUUGGACAUGAAGUAAUCUGUUCUUGGUUUUGACAUAAUUAAAGAUCAUCUGGUGGAAAAGUAUGACAAUACAGAACCUCAAUUUAACCCCGUCUCAACAGCACUUCCAAUAGAGCAACUGUCACAAUUAUAAGCGUGUAGUUUCUCAAGAUUUUAAUAAGACUUUGAUGAGAUACAACUUAUUGGAAGUGGAGGCUUUGGCAAAGUGUUCAAGUCUAGAAACAAAUUCGAUGGGAACUAUUAUGCUUUAAAGAGAAUCGUCUUGGAUUACUCGAAUAAGAAAUUAACCGAAAAAACUAAGAAUGAAGCCGUUUUAUUGUCAAGAAUCCAACAUCCUAAUAUAGUGAGAUAUUAUCAAGCAUGGACUGAAGAGUACAUUAAGGAUUAAUAUGAAAACAUUGAAGACGACGAAGAAUUUGUGGAAGAUUCUGAAGAGGAAUCUGAGGAGGAAGAUCCAUAAAUGCUGAGGAAGGGAAGCAGUAUUAGUUAAGAAGAGUAUUAUGAGGAUGAUACACAAUUUGAAGAUCAAGAAAACAAUGAUAUGGAUUUUCAAAUUGAGUGGGUUAAUUGUGAUCCACAAAUUCAAGAGGAGUCCAUUCAAACUCCAGAAGUCAAAGCUCAUGAACCUAAAUAGAAUAGUAACAAACAAUUGCUCUACAUUUAAAUGGAGUAUUGCACAGGGGAUACUUUAAAGAAGAAGAUUGAUGAACGCAAUCUCACUUCAGAACAAAAGAAGAAGAUCAUUCGACAAAUCUUGGAUGCAUUGUAUUAUCUACAUAAAAACAACAUCAUUCAUAGGGAUCUGAAACCUCAAAACAUCUUUUUGGAUGGAGAUCUGAAUGUCAAGUUGGGUGAUUUUGGUCUGGCUACAGAAAUGAAGCAGGAAAUCAAAUUCAUCGAUCACAAAUUAAUGAGAAACUCCUCUACGGUAUAGAACAAUCAGAGUUAAAAGUUGAGUUUGACCUCAGGAGUUGGCACCUUCCUAUACUUGGCACCUGAAUAGGAAUAGAGCCAAUAUGAUUCCAAGGUCGAUAUCUACUCUCUAGGUAUCAUCUUAUUCGAGACGUAUUAUCCCUUCAAAACGGAUAUGGAAAGAAUCAACUACAUCACUCAACUAAGAGAACAAUGCAAAUUCCCUAAGGACUUCGACCAAAAGGUCGGUAUGGCAGAUAAUGAAAUUCGAGAGAAGAUAACUGCUCUAGUGAACAAGGAUCCUUAAAAACGCCCUACCACUUAGAGUCUCCUUAAUGAAUACAAAGACAAAAGAGUUUAAUAGGUAAUUAGAUCUAUUGCUAAUCCUAAUUGUCCUGAUUUUAAUGAGUUAGUUUAAACACUUUUUGAAUGUAAACAAUUAAAAUAAUAAAAUAAUUUCUUUACUUCCUGUCUAGAGGAAGCCAUUAGUUAAAGUCCUACCCUAUUUUUUAAAAAUUUUCAAUCUGGCAUCAUAGAACUAUACACAAGAGUUGAGAAGAUAUUUAAACUCAGAGGAGCAUUUUAAUUGAAUCUGAAUCCCCUUAUUCCGACUCAAAACACUUUGAAAUUUUCAUCAAUCUUUGGUCAAAUCGAGGAGUAUGAAAACUGUCCUCAUCAAAAUUCAAGUUUUAGAUACAUCACCCAAGAAGGGGAACUCGUGCAAUAUUGUCAGAAUCUGCUGUAGCCAGUGAUUUAUUGGUUGAAGUUGCUUCCACUUAACAAUUUAAGAAGAUACACUUUAGGAGAAGUCUAGCACUCCGACAGGCUUCAACUCUCGAAACACAACUGCGCAUCAUAUGACAUAAUUUCAGAACAGGAUCCAGGACCAGUGAAACUUAUCGAAUUAUUAAGUAUCUCCCGACAUGUGAUUAAUUAAUUUCAUAAUGUGAAUAAUUUCGAAUUGAAAAUCAGUCACACUUAAUUCUUUGAAUUAAUUCUAUUAGAAUUAGAUUUCAAUUCCCAAACGGUCAUAAGAAUGUUGAGACAUUAAACCAUUUUACAGAAGAUUGCCAAGCUCAAUUCCAUCAUUAAUCGGAGUCAACAAUACCGAGAUCUGGAAAAAGAGAUUUUUGUGAUCUUGAGUGAAGAGUUCAAUUUCACUGAUGACAAGACGGAUAAGUUUCUGGGAUUCAUGAAAUUGAAAAUACCCUAGAUCUACAUGAAUGAGACUCAUCAGCAAAUGAAAAACAGUGAAAGUGGUCGGAAAACCUAAGAGCCUAAACAAAAGAGAACAUUGAGAGAAUAGUUAAAGGGUUACUUUACAAAACAAGAGGCAAGAUUCUAAUAGAUCAUAAGUGAAAUUGAAAAGUUUGAAGAACUCGCUAAGGAAACCAAGGUCUUGUGUGAUUUUAAGAUAGUGUACGAAGUAUUCUAAAUGAAUGAGUUAUGGUAUUAUUAUUCUGGAAUAUGUUUUGAGUUUGUUGAGAUUACGAAAGAGUUAACAAAUCUAGGUAAGAAUAUGCAACUUGAGAUUAUACAUUCAAGAUCUGAGCCUGUUCCUAAAAACAAUUGUUUGAAGAGACAUUAGAAGGGUAAUAUUGAUAGUUUUAUCAUCGGGGGCAAUUACAGUCAUUACAUAAAUAAUAAAGACAAUGGGAAACAUGCAUGUGGGAUUCAAAUAUACAUGGAUCAAUUCUACUAUCGAAAAUUUGUGAAUCAUUUGAACAACAAUUUCAGUGGUAGAGUUUAAAAGACAUUCGAUCUCUUCAAUUGGCCUGAUUCUUUGAUUAAUUUUAAGAGUCUGACCCUGAGUGUGUUGAUUGUGGUGGAGGAUUUGUCGAUGAAACAAGCUUUGGAUUUGGCUGUUCGAUUUUGGAAUCAUGGAAUAGCUACGAUGAUUGUGUACAUUAAGAGCAUCAACAAUUCGGCUUGGAGUUAUAAGAGGUCUGUGGAGAUCAAGUUGAGUCUAUCGAAGAAGUUCAAUGAGGUGAAGUGCAUAAUGAAGAAGUACAGGGAGAAGAAGGAGGAGGAGGUUCCAUAUCCGGAGAUCUUCUAAAAGACCAACAGUUAUUUGAGGGAGUAUGUGAAGAAUGAGAGUGUUGAAUAUAAAGUCAGUAAGAGAGCAUAAUCCAAAUAAAAGUAGUGA